CCACUCCAAAACUAUAUUAUUUUAUAUGCAGUUAUAAAUAAUUAUGGAGUGUUUCAUACAGGAUUUUUAAUAUUUUUCAGUAUGGAUUUAACCUGGUGUUUGAACAUCGUGAAGCUAUUGGCUGUAUUGCACUCAGUCUGAAUCACAGAAGUUUACGGACCAAAGCACUUGUUUUAGAACUCCUAGCAGCCAUCUGUUUAGUGAAAGGUGGCCAUGAAAUUAUACUUAAUGCAUUUGACAACUUCAAAGAUGUUUGUUGCGAGUCUCAGCGCUUCCAGACCCUCAUGGCAUAUUUCUCCAAUUAUGAAUGCUUCCACAUAGAAUUCAUGGUAGCAUGUAUGCAGUUCAUCAACAUAGUAGUUCACAGCGUGGAGGACAUGAAUUUCCGUGUUCAUCUCCAAUAUGAGUUCACUCAACUUGGUAUAGAUGACUUUUUAGAGAAGCUGAGACAUCAUGAAAGUGAAGAAUUGCAGAUUCAGAUUUCUGCCUAUCUUGACAACGUGUUUGAUGUUGCAGCACUCAUGGAGGACAGCGAAACUAAAACGGCAGCAUUAGAAAGGGUGGCUGAAUUGGAAGAUGAGUUAGCGCAUAUGGCAGAAAGAAUGUCAGAAAUGGAAGCAGAAUCUUUAGCUAAGUUAGUAGAGUUAGAAGGCGAGUUGGUUGAAAUGCGAAGACAAAAGGAAGAAUUGGAAAAUAUUCAUUGUCAGGUUCAAGAAGAAGUGUCGACACUUCGACGAGAAGUCAAUCAAAAAAGUGAAGAGUCACGGCAAAGGCAAUCCAUGUUAGAAAAACAAAUCUUAGAGCUGGAAAAUUUGGCCAGAUCAAAUCCAGACAAAUCAGGUGGUGCAGAAAGAUCAGGCACAGGAUUUAUGGCUCCUGCUCCUCCACCACCACCACCACCACCUCCAGGUGUUGCUACUUCCUUUGCUCCUCCGCCACCACCACCACCUAUUGGAUGUGGCACACCACCUGCACCCCCAAAAUUACCAAUGGGAAUGAACAAUGCAUUACGACCACCACCUCCAGCGCCAGGAAUGAAUGUAGCUGCUCCACCCGACUCCAUGACUAUAAAAAAGAAAGUCAAUACAAAAUAUAAGUUACCGACACUGAACUGGGUUGCUCUAAAACCCAACCAGGUACGAGGUACAGUGUUCAACGAAUUAGAUGAUGAAAAGCUGUUCAAUGUCAUUGACUUCCUAGAAUUUGAAGAACAUUUCAAAAUCGGUUUAGGAGGAGGAUCAGGAAAAGCCAAUGGAGAUGUUUCAGAGGUUGAUGCUCUACAUGCUUUUGGUAGUAAAAGAAUUAAGAAGCUUGAACUAACUUCUCUGAUGGAACAUACCCGCUUAAGAAAUAUUGCAAUCUCCCGAAGAAAAUUGGAUCUUCCCUUUGAUAUUGUGAGCAGGGCUGUGAACUCCUUGGAUCUAAAGACACUUAAUGUUGAUAGUGUGGAGUUGCUUCAACGCAUGGUGCCUACUGAUGCAGAGAUUAAAGCUUACCGAGAAUAUGAGAGGGAACGAAAGCCUAUAAAUCAACUAACAGAAGAAGAUCAGUACAUGUUACAACUCAGUAAAAUUGACAGACUUUCUACAAAACUUCAAAUAAUGAGCUUCAUUGCAAAUUUCUUUGAUAGUGUGCACAUUGUCACACCGCAAGUGCAUGCCAUCAUCACAGCAUCCCGAUCUGUCAAGAACAGCAAUAAGUUGAGAAGAAUGCUUGAAGUUAUUCUUGCGUUUGGUAACUACAUGAAUAGCAGCAAACGAGGACCUGCAUAUGGAUUUAAACUUUCAAGUCUUGAUACUUUAUGUGACACCAAGUCAGCAGACAAGAAGAUGAGCUUGUUGCACUAUAUCCAAGACACCAUACGCCUUAAGUUUGCUGAUCUCAAUAACUUUGAAUCUGAGCUGAGAUUUAUUGAGAAGGCUGCACAAGUAUCCUUGGAGAAUAUUAUCACUGAUGUGAAUGAAUUAGAAAAAGGGAUGGAGCAAGCUAAGAAAGAACAUGAUCGUUAUCGGGAUAUGCGAAGUGCAGAAGGACAUGCUGCUCUGGCAGUGCUGAAGGAGUUUUUGUGUAACUCAGAAGAUAAACUUAGAAAGUUAAGAGCAGAAACCAAGACAGCCCAGACUUCAUUUGCUGAAGUGUUAGAAUAUUAUGGGGAGAGCUCCAGAAGUAUGGCUCCUAAUACAUUUUUUGCUAUCUUUGUACGGUUCACCAAAGCUUAUAAGGUUGUUGAACAAGAAAAUGAACAAAGAAGAAGAUUGGAGGCUGCCAGUCGGGCUGCAGCUCUUAACCAACAGAAGCAACAGCAGCAGCAAGAAGAACGUCAGCAGGUGGCACGUAACAAUAAAAUCAAUGUUCGUAAACAACAGGGAUAUGGAGGAGAGGAGGCAAUAAUGAGUGAAAUGAAAGCUCGUGGUGUGGUUGCAGACAAGCGUCUUCUUUCUCAAGAGGAUGUUUAUCAUGGAGCAUUAGAGGAUAUCCUAAUUGGGCUGAAAAAUGAGCCCUACAGACGUGCUGAUGCUGUUCGCAGAAGUCAGCGCAAAAGGAAUGAAAAUGUUAGGCUGUCUCGCACCCUUGACGAAAUGGAGUUUUAAAUGAUAUACAGAACUGUUUUGUGAUUACACUGCACAAACUUUUCCAUUAAUAAAUUUGACUUUCUCAUAGAAAUAUAACUGCAGUGACUGGCAAUAUCCAUUUUACAAAAAAACGCACAUUAAGCUACUUUCUUUGUGGCACUUCAGUAUGACUAGUAAUGAAAUGGGGGAUUUAAUAUCUUGAUAUGGAUAUUGGCUGUCACUGUAUGAUGUGUGGGUUAUUCCAUAAGAACCCUGAACCAAAUACCUGUAUAUAAAAACCUAAAUUAAAAGAAGACUGUAGCACUGCUAAUCCAGUUUUACUAGUUUUGUAUAAUUUUUAUAAGGGCUUUCAAGCUUUCCACUUAUUUUCAGAUCUUAGAACUUGAAACCUUAGAAAUGAGAAGUCUAGUGUUAUAUAUGUAUGGAUGGUUACUUCUCAUUAGACAUUAUCUAGCAUUCCAUCUUCAUAAACUGAUUUAUAAUGCAAAUUAUAUUUCAUGCUUUAUAUAUAUUAUACAAUGAUUAAAAAAAAUUGCAUUUAUAGAUGGUUCACUUGUUUAACAAUAUGCUGUGUGCAUUCUGAAUCUGCUACUGUACUGUCUUCUUCACAUUAUUUAGUAUCAGUUUCAAUGGUUACUGAAAUAAAAAACUAUUGUAGUACCUAUAAAUGUAACUUUUUAAUCGUCUUGUAUACGAUUUUGUACAUAGGAAGAAAUAUUCAUAGGGAGUGUAUAUUAUUAUUACUAUUAUAAAUGAAGAGAGAGAGAGAGAGAGAGAGAGAGCUGUGUGGGGUCAUUUACUUGCAGAAAAGCACAAAGCAAAAACAAAACCUGUAAUAUUGAUUUUUUUAAAUACUUUUUAUCAAAAUAUGGCAUCAAUUAUAAUUUGAAAAUUCAUGUCCAUGAAAGAUGGCCAGUAGAUCUGAUUCAAGAAUUAAAUUGCAUCCUUAAAAAAAAUCUUGUGUGCUUUAUUAUGAAAUCUUGUGUUCAUACUGCUGUUAUAAGUAAAGGAAAAAUCAGUAUUUUGAUAGUAUAUUUUUAAAUGUAAAGGACUUUCAUUCUAAGAAACAAGCAUUUAAAGUUGACUUGUCAGCAAUUUUGAAAGUCCAUAUACAUUUCACUUGGUAAGUGCAGCUGAGGUUGAAAACACUUACCAAGUGCUUCACUUUGUUUCUUCAAAGUAAUGAAAAAUUGUUUGUUAGAUCUGAUGGCUAUAUUUGUAAUAUUAUAUUUAUUCUAGUGUUCCAUGAUGCAGUAGUCUGAUUUUUAUAUGAAUGAGUGCAUAGGCUAUGGAGGAUAUACUAGGCACUUGUAAGAGAAUUGUAUGUACCGUAAUAACCAAAUAUAGUAUAUGGCCUUGACACACAUCAUUCAGCUAAUUUGUUAAAGUGCUAAAAUAUAAGAUGUUUGCAAUAAAAUAUAUCUAUUAAGUACCACCUUAAAUAAUUUUUUUAUUAGGAUAUAAUUUCAAGAAUUUUUUACAGUUCAUGAAUAUCAUCAGUCUACCAAAAGCUGCAAAAUUAUACAUUUUUCUUCUUCCAGUGAUGCUUAUAAAUUUUUAUUUUUAUUUAAAAAUUUAAAUAAAGCUCUUCACUAUUGGUUUUUGGCUUGUGUAUUUUGCUAUAAAACUUAUAUUUGUAGAAUACAGGAGGGCCCCGUUUGUACAACUCUUGGCUUCCCAACCCAGUGUGGUAAGUGAAACUUGCCAGCAGGUGGAAAAGAGCAGUUUUUGCAUUAUCAAAUGCAUCUAAAAUGCAACGUGUUUACGCCAUCAUUAAUUAAAUUCUCAGUACAGCUAUGCAUAACAAAAUAUAAAAAAAAGUAAAAUAAAUACACAGUACAUACAAAACUUACCUUAAAAUAUGGUGCCAGUCGCCCUUCCCUUACACAACUGUUAUGUGAAAAAUGGUAAAAGCACCGAACACAAUGAAGAAUGACUCAGUUGAAAGCUAACAAAAAAGAGGGUGUCAAAUACAUGGGACCCUCCUGUACCUUAAUAUGAAGGUCUGUCUUACAAGGUAAUUUUACUAACCGAGAUUCAUUUGAAUAACAAAUUACAAGAAAAUGUAAUUUUUAUGCAGAUUUGUAAUGGUAAUUACUUAUUUGAGUUUGUUAUGGGAGAGGUAAGCUCUAGCACUUGCACUCCCCUCUUUUGUGACUGGCAUGAUUGAGAGCCCUAUUAUAUCUCUAUCUGAACUCCUGUGCUACCUCUGUCUCCUACUUUGUUCUUUCAUGCUGUGCAUAUGUAAGUGGAUGAAAUAAAAUGUAUGUCACCAUGGAAUGUGUUAAUUGGUAAAUUUUGUCAUAAAUUCCUGUUUAGGAUUCUUACUGAACUGUUAAUUUUUUUGUCUAUUUAUGUAUGGAAUGAAUUAUAAACUUGACUCAGUGUGAUAAAUACAUUGGUGAUGUUUUGGUAAAGGUGUGUCUGUAUUUUUAUACUAAUUUUUGUUCAUUGAUUUUCCAUAUUGCUGGGCAUUACUGUUACAGUGCGUAGGCCUAAUGAUAUGCUUACUUAAAAAAUAACAGUAGUUAACAAUAUUUUGAAUCACCUACUCUGCUAACUAUCUGAAACAAGUUUGCACAAUACCUGAGAGCAGGAAAUAUAUAUAUAGAUUUUCCAAAUAUCCUAUAGCUUUACAUGAUAUAAAUUUACUUUUAUCUGUCCAGUCACUUUGCUUUUUGAUAUUUGCCCAUUGCAUUAGAUUCAUAAUAUAAUAACUGAAAGUGUCUGUGUGAAAAUGUACACAAUUAGUGAAAAGGAAAUGUAUAAUUACAAAUGUUGCUCUGUAUAAUCAGUUAUACAAAAUAGGUAAUGAUUCAGUUUCUUACUUUAUGCUAAAGUGGAUUUUGCAGUUCAUCUUCUAAAUGUGAUGUAUGUGGCAAUCACUUUUGUUAUGGUCUAGUCUGGAUUGUAAAAAUAUUUUAAUUCGUAUAUUCAGUCAGGUGUUGUAGAUGAUUCCUAAGCUUCCUAAUAAGGCCUUAUAUUUUAAGAAAGUGUAAAUAAUUGUACAUAUAUUUGUAAAUGAGGAGUCCAAGAGAUUCUUAGAAAUACUCUGUAAAUAUUUUUCAUAAACUUUGCAAACUUUAUAGUGUUUUAUACAUUUUGAAAAAUUUAUAUUAUGAUAGGACAGUACUGCAUACUAUGAUAAUUUUCUAUCUGAUAAUAAAUGUAGUGUAUGACAUGCAGUACAGUGACUUUAUAUAUGAGAAUGUAGUGUAUGGCAUAUAGUACAGUGAAUGUUCUCUUUCACAAGACUAAUAGUUCUGACCACUCAAGUUGGAUGCUUGUGAAAGAUACACACAAAAUUUAAAGAAUUAGAGCAGUGACUGGCACACAUUUUAUGGAUUUAUUUCCUGUUAAAUACAUCAAUAAAUGGAAGAUGUAUAA
Messenger RNA from Cherax quadricarinatus, 5960 nucleotides. The record is from RefSeq and is a predicted model, not a curated record. Lineage: Eukaryota; Metazoa; Arthropoda; Malacostraca; Decapoda; Parastacidae.